This is a messenger RNA of Penaeus vannamei (Pacific white shrimp), 1846 nucleotides long. RefSeq names its product carotenoid isomerooxygenase. Gene Ontology annotation, molecular function: beta-carotene 15,15'-dioxygenase activity; carotenoid dioxygenase activity. The record is from RefSeq and is a predicted model, not a curated record. Lineage: Eukaryota; Metazoa; Arthropoda; Malacostraca; Decapoda; Penaeidae. Gene Ontology annotation, biological process: carotene catabolic process; retinal metabolic process.
GCCUGUCAUUCCUUUAUCGGUCGCGGUGGUGCGAGGUAGUCAGCUCUCGCUCUUCUCUCUCCGCUUCUCUGUCUCGAGCACCUGUAAUCAACGCUAAGGGACUGAGGAAGCGUGCGCCGAGCUCUCCCGACACACCAACACGCCUUGAGGAGAACUUCGACUCGAGAACGACGAUCAAGAUGCCCUACGACUUCACUACCUGGGACCGCAACUGCCUGGAGGAGCAAGUAACUCCCGUGCAAGGGGAAGUAACAGGCACCAUCCCGCCAUGGCUUCGAGGUUCCUUCCUCCUGGACGGCCCCGGCAGGAUGACCUACGGAGAGCACGAAUUCAACCAUGUGUUCGAUGGCUCAGCUCUCCUCCAGAGGUUCACCUUCGGGGAGACUGGCGCCACCUUCUGCAGUAGGUUCCUCAAGAGCUACGCUUACACCACCAACCUCGAGAACGAGCAGAUUGUCGUGUCGGAGUUCGGAACGACCGGGAAGUCCGUGACGAAGGGAAAGCUGGCCAAGUUAGGUGACAAAUUUGCGUUCGAUAAGAUGUUCUCCGACAACGCCCCAGUUGGCGUGGUCACCUUCGGCGGCGAGUACUAUUGCAUCACGGAGGCGCCCUUCUUGCACAAGAUUGAUCCCACGACGCUCGAGACCAUCAGCAAGGUGGACCUUCACAAAGAGUUGGGCAUCAACUCCCACUGCCCCAACCCAAAGCCCCUGCCCGACGGGUCCACCCUGAACAUCCUGCACGCCGUGGGAGCUACGGGACCCAAAUAUGAUAUCGUCUCCUUCCCGUCCAAGCCUCUCGAUGGCAAAGCCACUGUGUUUGCCAAGCCCAAGAAAGUAGGAUCCGUGGACGCCCGCUGGAAACUCAACCCGUGCCACAUGCACACCUUCGGGCUGACGGAGAACUACGUGGUUUUGCUCGAACAGCCGCUCACCAUCGACGUCAAAGCCAUGGUCGCCAACACCAUCCGGGACAAGCCUUUCAUUGGUGGCAUGGAGUGGAUGGAAAACAAGCUUGUCAAGAUCCACAUCGUGAACCGCGAGACGGGCAAAGAGGUCAAGCAGAAGGUCAAGUGCGAGGCUUUCUUCUUCAUGCACAUCAUCAACUGUUACGAGCGGGAAAAUCACAUUGUCAUUGAUGUCAACGCCUACAAGAAGCCUGACCUCCUGCACGCCUUCCACCUCAAGAACCUCCGAGAACGCGGUGCUUCGCUCGGCAACGAACUGGACGGCGGCUCAGUCAAGAGAAUUGUGAUCCCGAUGGAGGUUUCGGACAAGGUCUCCCCUGAACUCAAUCUGGUCAUGCUCGCGGGCACCAAGGCGAAGGCCAACCGGCAGAAGGACGGGUCGCUCUACCUCACGCCCGACGCCGUCACCGACUACGCCUACGAGAUCCCCGCUCUGCAUCCCGACUACACAGGGAAGAGGUACCGCUACUUCUACGGCAGCUGCGGAAACAUGACACUCACCACUGGCAAGGUGGGGAAAGUUGACUUCGAAUCCCGCGAGGUGAAGGAGUGGUUCGAGGACGGCCUCUACGCCGGGGUCUCCUGCUUCGUGCCCCGACCCGGCGCCACGGCCGAGGACGACGGCGUCCUCCUGGUGACCGAGCUGCACUCCGCCGACAGGAAGAAAGUAUCUGUGGUGAUCCUGAACAGCGUUGACAUGACGGAGGUGGCUCGAGUGGCCUUCAGCACCCCGUCGGACGUCCCGAGGAGCCUCCACGGGUGCUUCGUCGCCGCGUGAAGAUCCUGCUCAGGGGCCGUCGGGGCGCUUGCAUGAUUCUGCGUCGCCGGGAGCGGGGACUUGUCUUGUGAUUCAUUUCCAGACACUGGAUAUUUUUUAGA